UGAGCAUUAAUAGGUCACCAUGUGUAACUGAUGACUUUGCUUGAUACACAUGAAGUUUACAGAGCAUCUUGGUGCUCAUAUAACGCCGGAAUGGCGAAGCCAAUACAUAAGAUAUGAGGUACAACUAUUUCAUUAAUACCGUAUUUUUUGAUUGCUUCAAAGCUUAGCUUAGUUGAGAAAUUUUUGUUAUCUUACAGCCACAGUCAUCAUUUGUUUAUCACAACUGUCUAAAGUCUAGUUCUAAAGUUCCGGUAUAAUUGAAAAUAGUAGAUUUGGAGAACAAUGAUACGUGUAUUGAGAUUAUCCUAAAGAUAACUUACAUGACUUUUGUUAUGUUUUGUUGUUAGUAGCACAAGACUGAAUCAUUUGAAUCAUUCUUUAUGCCCACAUUAACAAAGGGAUGUUUUUCUUUGCCGACAACCUUGCCUAGUAGUGCAUGCAUAAAUUUCCCUUAGACGAUUGUAAUUUUGUUCACCGGUGCAGAAAUAAUUUCAAAUAAACAAGUUAGAAUAUCAACUGUUGAUUACGUUACUAGUAAGCAUAAAAGUGUUUUCGAAUUUCACACACACACAAAAAGACGUGAAUUUGAUGUGAUUGUAGAUGGUUCAAUAUUAUAUUCGGUUGAAUAGUUUUUCUCUUUCAUAUUUUACUCCCUGUUACACCUUAUCAUGAACAGAAACAGAGAAAUAUCAAGAUGUAAAACCUUAGUUAAAUUCGGCUUUAUUAGAUCAGCACGUCAUUUUGUGCUCAGUAAUGAGCUAAAAUUAGAAAAUAAGUAGGGAAUUUGCCUUAACCUGUAAACUUGCCUAUGUAUUUAUGACUCUGAUCUCACAGGUCUCUCUUACAUUCUGAAGAAGUACUUCACACUUUUUAUAAAGACCACAAAUUUUAAUCUGAGAAAUAUAUUCGGAUGUCUCACAUAUAUAUUAGUUGCCAAGUAAUUUGAAAAGAACUGUUUCCAUUAUUUUGUAAAAAUCUAGAGAAACUUACAUAAUGAACAAUAUUUACAUACACAAUAACGGAACAUAGAAAAGAAUAUAUAAAACUGAAACUAUCAGUGUAAGGUGGGCAUGUUAACUUGUUGACUGGAUUUUUCUUAUUUGGUGUGCACACCUUUCUUGAGUUUAAGCUGGGAUUCAUUGACUGCCUUCUUAACCAUUUGACUCCUAAAGUGUAUGAAGUUAAAUAAAUUUGUCAUGAGCAAAUAAGUGAGCAGAAAAGUCAUUUUGAAUGUAAUGCAUUAGAUUGAUUAGCUGAAGAAGUGCAGUUGUACAAAUUCCUAACUGCAUACUGAGAGAAAUUUUCAAUACUUGUACAGACGUGUGGAUGUCUCUUUGAUGAAACAUUAUCCUUUCUAUAAAAAAAAUGUUAGAUACACAUGCAUUUUUGGAAUGAUUUAUUCAUGGCAGUGUAUUGUGUUCCAGAAGAUUUCUAGUUUUAUGGGAGCAUGCAUAUUGCAAUAUGUCUAUUCAUAAGAUAGUUUUAAGAAGUUGUUUAAUGUGGUUAUUGAUAAGUGGGAGUUCUUAGUGAUAAUGUGAGAACUCAAUAAACAAGUCAUUUAGAUCUAGACCUGUGGUCCCAGUUGGGUUCCAUAGUGGGGGCUUACAUUUCAUCAGUUUCCUGUGGGGCUUCACAGGUUAAGUAAAGUGAAUUUGUCAUUUUGGUGUUUCAUUUUUUGUUCCAAAUUUAAGCAACUUAAGGAUGUACUUUAUGGUGGACUGGAAAAGCUGCCCCAGAAGGAUGGUAAGAAUGUAUUUCUGAGCCCAUUAAUGAUAUAAUUAUCACCAUUACAAUUUCCUCAAAUAUGAUUGGUGCAUCAGCUGCUCUAUAUUUCACUAAUCACUCUGUACAGUUGUAAUCGGAUAGUGUAAUUGGACAGUUGGCUGUAAAUUUUUUACUGUAGACAUUAUCCCUGAUGGAGAUGUUUGUCCUAAAUGUUUUUUUUUUUUUUUUUUUUUUUUAAUUAUAGUGGUUAUGAUUAAUUGGUAACAGAACUUCAUUUCAUCCAAUUCUGCCAGUAAUCAUAGGCAUGAUUGACAAAUUGGACUCCUGCUUCAAGGUUGUCUGAUUUUGUUAAUCACUCGUAUGAUUACAGACCAAAUUGAACUCCACUGGGUCCUAUUACCAUUAUUUAUCAAAACUAUAACAAAAUAAUAUUCUCAAACUUGAUUGGUUAUCACCAGCCUGAUUUGAGCACUAAUAGGACAGUGAACUUGUCAUGCUUGUUAUUGGAUGGUGUAAUAGCACAGUUAAAGGGACAGUUAACAUGUCAUGCCCCUGUAAGUGGACAGAAUGCUUCAUUUGCAUGUGCUGUUGUCUUGCAUUUUAUGAUAUUAUGAAAAUGUAUAACCAAUGUCCAGUUUCUAACUUGAAUUUUGUUGUAGUUUUGAUUAAUUGGUAACAGGGCUUUAUGUUGUCCAAUUCUGACCAUAAUCAUACUAGUGAUUAAAAAAUCAGUCUCCCUCUUCUCAGUUAUCCAAUUUUGUUAAUCACUUGUAUGAUUACAGACCAAAUUGGACUUGGCUUGCUCCUAUUACCAUUAUCAAUUGAUUAACUUUAAUAACUUUGUGAAUAUAAAGCUUGACCACAGGAUGUAAACCCAUGACCAUCUUGUUGUGGUAGUGUAGCACUCUAACCAACUGGGCUAUUAAAUCAACCUAGGGCUCAAGUGAUUAUGGGUUUGCAAUAUACUCUAUGAAAGUUUAAUAAUAUUUUAUGGCCAAAAUUUGAUACUCUUAGACCAUAAACUUUGUAUUUUGUUAUAAGAAACAUCAUCAACUGUAGUUAUAAUAGUUGAUGAUUCUGUUAAGCCUGAGUUUCUUACUUGGCUUUAUUUUCCAAACAACUAUAGUUGACAAUUUUAAAGAAGUAUUUGUUAAAAUGUGGUGUGUUACAUAACAUAUUUAUACUAAUAUCAAGUGUCUUUUUUCUUGCAGAAAACCCUGAUUCAGUUGUACAGGGCUAUUUUUCAUCAUUUGAAGAGCAGUGGUUUAGGUACUGUGAUGAAGAACUAGAAAAAAUUAAUACAUUCUUUGCAGGUAGGUACCUUCUUUAUAGCAUAUUAUAGUGUCCCUAGAUAAAUAUGGUGUAAAGAAAAUUAUGGAAUCAUGAAAUGAUAUUGUGGAGCAAACUUGAAAGUUGAAAUGCUUCGUACUCCUUGUGUUUAGCAGUUUUUCAGUGGAAGGGACAUUUUUCUCUACUUUGCUGUCUUACAUAUCUAAGAUCCUUUGGUAACCAUUCCACCAUACAGUCAAACAGUCUGAUAACUAGGUAGGGUUUAAUGUUGGGUUAGGGGAAGGGGUAGCCACACAGCUGCUCAGAUACUGACAUACUGAUCCAAUUUUUGACAUUUCCCUUUGAAGAGAAGAUUGCUGAAGCUGGUCGUAAGUACACAGCUCUCAAAAAUGAACUUCAUAUGGCUGGCUCUCUUAAAGUAGGACCCAGCCUCAGCACUCUGGCAACAUCAAAAAAAGUGACACUUGCACCUGAACCCAGCAAAAAGGUCAAGGUCAAGAGAAAGAAGAAGGUCAAUCAUCUCAAGUUUGCCUUUGGGGAAUUUUAUCUUAGCUUAGUUCUUCUACAAAAUUAUCAGGUAAACAUUUACACAAGAAACUACUUUUAACUCACAGUUUUGGGGUUCUGUGUAAGCUUUAUGAACAUUAGAAACUAUGAACAUUAGAAACUACUCAGGAAGUUAUUAUGAGGGCUUCAUUUACUGCAAGAUAAUUUUUUUUGGAAAUAUUUCUUUUACCCUAUAACACCCAAGAUCUGACUGUUAAUCCUCCCUAUUUCCAAGUAAAUUAGUGUAAACUGGAGUUAGAUCAAGGUAACAACUUCUACCUGUUAGUGAUAAGUUUCAAUGUUGUCAUUACCCAUUUACUUGAUAUUGUUCAAAAAGACAUUUAGAUAAUAAACAGAUGCUAUAGGGUGAAGUUACAUGUCAAUCACUAAGGUUGAGAAGAAAUCAAAGUUGUUUUUGACUAUUUCUGCCACUUUGCCUAUUUUUUUGUCCUUUCUAUCCCUACUUACUCUUUUGAAAGCUGGUCAAAGCACAACACUCCAAGGUAUUAUGGUCUCAUAUUUUGUAUGAUCUCUUGACCCUGUUUGGUAAAAUUAUGUUUCAGUUAAACAAUUAUUGCAAGUACCUAAUUUCCUUUUUUAAGAGUUCAUGGGUUUUCAUUAUCUUUUUUAUUGUUUUAUUAUCUUUUAUGGGUUGAUUGAUAUUGUUCAAAAAGACAUAUGCUUACUGAUUUGUGUUAUAUUUGACAUUAUGUUUUUUUUUUUUUUUUGGUUUACUAACUAAUGGGACACCUUUGAAUAAGCUGAGGUGAUGACACCAAAAUGUCACUAAGCACUUUGAUCAUGUUUGAUAAGCAUACUUUCAUUCAACUUUCAGCAACUUAAUUUUACUGGAUUUAGGAAAAUUCUCAAGAAACAUGAUAAGGUACUGAACAUUCACUAGACUCUUCUCUUUGAAGAGCCUAUAGGGCUACACACCAAAACAUCUAAUAAGAUAUAUAUUUUAAUUAAUAAUACAAUAGUAUGUAUAUAUAUAUAUAAAUAUAUAUAAAUAUUUUAAGAGGAAAAAAGGAGGCAACUACAUUUACCCGACAGGCCUGUUUCAUGAAUUGCUUCACUCUUCAGGGGUUUAAUGAAAGAAUAUUCAUGUGAGUAUCGUGUAUAUACUAGGAAAAUUUACAUAAUACACGGUAAACUUAAAAACUUUAAAGUUCAGCUGUUGUGUAGCAAUGCUUUGUUGCUUUUUUUUUAAGUUUUUAAGUUUACUGCGUAUCAUGUAAAUUUUCCUAGUAAAUACACGAUAGUCACAUGAAUAUUCUUUCAUUAAACCCCUGAAGAGUGAAGCGAUUCACAAAACAGGCUUGCUGGGUAAAUGUGGUUGCAUCCUUUUUUCCUCUUAAAAUAUUUAUUCUACUCUGCCUCAACGUAUUGAGCACUGUUCCACACAAAAAUCGACUUGCAGACUCCCUAUAUAUAUAUCUAUCUAUCUAUCUUAUUUGAAGGUAAUCAAAUCAGAGAAAACAAGUGGAUAUAUUUAGAGGCAAAUCAUUUAUCCUUUUUCCUUGUCAUUUCCUUCUUUUUUUUUAACUUGUGUCAUUUCUAGCUAUUUGAAACUACUAAUGGUGCUGAGUACAGGAAAGAAAAAGUGGAGGUGGCUGAUUUCUUUGUUAAUAAACAUGUAGAUGAGCUUAUUCUAAACACUGAGGUGAGAGUUUGAGUACUUGUUGUAUUAUUCUCCUCAGAGCACUUAAUUUAGCAGUCUCAAGAAUAUAAAUUUUAAUAAUUUCCCAUUAUUAAAACUUUAAACAAGAGUUCUUUGUAUUAAAAAAUAACCUGUGUUUGGAGAUCAAGUUCUGUCGAAUUUGCUUAUUUUGUUUUGCCAUAAAUUUUCAGGAAUUAUAUAUAUCUGAACUUGAGGAUGGAAACCGCUCUAAAGCCAUGAACAGAUUGAGAGUUCCUCCUUUGGCAGAGGAACUUAGGGUAAGUUAUGUUACACACAACGCAAUGUCCAUUGUUGUGUUUGUGACUUUAAAUGUAUCUUAACUUUUUCUUGACUAAGACUCUAUUACAUUCUUGAAAUUAUGAAAAAGAGGAAAUGAUACAAAUUGCUGUGCUAGCAAAACAUCAGGUUUUGAAACAGGGGAUAACUGUUAAAAGAUGUAGUGGAACUGUUAGUGUGAGGAUAGUCCUGAAAACAAGUGAUAUUGGUGAAAGUGAUGAACCUUUCACAACCUGAGCAGAAGGCAUCAUCAGAGUCAAGGUACUUGACACUGAUCAUGCCUUGCACUAUGGUUGUGAGAACAUGUUCUAUACAAUCAAGCAUCAAAAGAGCAGUAAAAGGGAGAUUUGUCAUAUUCUCAAUGGUAUUGUGAUGUACCUUUUAACCAUAUUCCCACCCCACCCCCCCCAACUUAAUUUGUUAGUCACUGAAUCUACCCCAUAUUUGCUCUUUCUUUUAUAUUUUACCUGCUUAGACAAAGCUUUCAUUAAGAGAGGAAAUGACUGUUGUGGAUCUCUUUUUUUUUCCUUCCCUAGCAUGGAAACUGGGUUUCAUUUCGAGUGGGAUUCUUAGCUGGUCUCUUCCUGAUGCUUAUUUCCGUUGCUACAGUUACGGGUAAGAGUUCAUAAUGCAACUUUCAAGAGAUGUAAUACUCCCUAUUACAUACAGAGCCUUAUAUCAAAUCAGGUUUACUUUUGACUCUUUCAUUCAAAACCUUCCUUAAAAAAUAAAUUUUUAGGAGACGAUUUCAUACAAAACUUUCCUGAAAAACUGUCUUGAUAUUGUUUUCUCCAGCUUUCUUUACAGAUCACAGUGGAGAGUUUGACAUUGCCAUACGUAUCUACCGCGGAGUUUUCCUAUUUGUGUUAGUCACUUUUCUUUUGGCCGUGAAUACCUGGGGCUGGCGCCAAGCUGGUGUUAAUCACGUGCUCAUAUUUGAACUUGACCCACGUGACCACCUCAGUUACCAACAUCUGUUAGAGGUAGAGUAAGCUUUCUGAAAUCAUUACAUUUCUGACGUCUGGCUCAAAUCCUGUUCGACGCAAGCAAUUUUGCGCCUUUACCCAAUAGAACAUCAAAUCUCAUUUACUCCUGUUAGGGAUAGAGUAGUAAAAAGAGAAUUCCAAGGCUUUUUAAAAUCAUUAUGUUUCUGCCAUGUCCCUGAAGCCCUCCUGGUCGACAUAAACAAGUUUGUGAAUAAAGGGGUAAGUUUCUAAAGAAACUGUGGUGCUGCGUCGGUGGGAGAGUAUAGCAGGUAAUUUAGUGUUAACAACUGGGUUGAAAACGUAAAUUAGCCACCGUAAAGGGUAAAAAAGCUUCGUCAUUAGCGAUUAGCUAAUCACUAAUGACGUAGGGCUAACGCUCGAAACGUCAGCUUUUUUACCCUUUACGGUGGCUAAUUUACGUUUUCAACCCAGUUGUUAACACUAAAUUACCUGAUAAACAAGUUUGUGGCUUGACCCACAUAGAGCACUAACUGCCAUCUACUCCACCUAAGAAACAAUUGUUCGCUGUACGUUUCACAAAAUUCUCACUUUUAAAAGAAAUUACUGAAUUACAAAAUAAUCGAGUUAGUCAAAGGAAUGUACUCUGUAAAAGGAGGAGGAAGAGUUAGGGGACAAAAUAAUCGCUCACAGACAAUCUUAGUCAACCGCCAUUGCAAUAAAAUGUGCUGGCAAAUGCCAUCCUGUUCAAUUUAUUUUCUUAGUUCUCAAGGAUGGCGUCGCCCUGCGUUAUUGUUGAGUUAGAGAACUGAUAAUUGGCCCUUUCCUCUCACACAAACGUUUCUUACCAUUUCAGGUUGCGCUGUUGCUGGGUGUCCUGUGGGCCAUCAGUCUUGUGGUAUUCAUGUUUAGUCACAAGAUAGGAAUAGAAUCCUUCUCUCCCAAUUUGGUUCUAGUGUCGUUCCUAUUCUUGUUCACGAUCAAUCCGUUCAAAAUCUGCUAUUACAAAGCACGCUUCUGGCUUCUUAGAGUUCUGGUGAGUUAAGGCAAAUUUUUUUCAUCGUUCAGAGUGCAAAUGUAGCUUUAUUCAUUGGGAAUUUAAUCGAAGAUUCCAGCUUUAAUGUCAAGUUCAUUCUCGCUCUUGUUCACUUCUCCUCUUUUGUUAGGUAAUAAAGUGAGGGCUUGGGCUAGGGUUGGGAACAUUUAGUUUGAAAAUUUUUCAUAACUGAUCGCAUAAAGGUCGCGCCAUGACACGUUAGGUCAAAGGUUUCUUAUGAAGGUGCGACCUUUGCAGAGUUGCCAACGUCUGAAAACUGAAAUCUAGGGACGUCUGAUUACGGUUCACUUCCAUACUCUCCAGCCACCUAUAGAUUUGUUAAUUGGCCAAUCGCUUCAGUCUAUCCCCACAAACCAAAAGUCGCCAAAUUGAGGCACGUGAUUCAAAAUCAAAAUAAAUUUGCAAAAAUACAGCAUCCCUCGGAAAGGAAAACUUAACCCAUUUUAAUGAAGUUAUCUGAAUGGUAACAUUUUAUUAUUUGUUCUCUUUAAAGUUUCGCAUUUUUACUGCUCCUUUUCAACACGUGGGAUUCGCCGAUUUCUGGCUGGCAGAUCAACUUAACAGUUUAGCUGUGGCACUCCUUGAUUUCCAGUUCAUUAUUUGUUUCUACGCUCAUGACUGGCACGUGACUAACUGUGAGUGUAGUUGUUAUAUAAUAUAUUUUUGUAUCUUGAAAUGUCCACUCUUUCUCCAAAAUAAAUUUAAUGUCAGUCCUCUUUUCAAUGUCCCCAAAAGCUGUUCCAGUCAUUCUAAAGGGCAAUGAUGAAAGCUAUUUUUACAACUAAUUGGCUAACGUCUUCACGGGCUCAAUGACUUACAUCUGCUGAAGAUCAUUCCAGGUUCUUAUUGAGUUAUAAAGUGAUAUGGAGUAUUUCUUUACCAUUUGGAUGGAGGUCUAGGAAAUUCCAGGUUAAUGACAAUCCAGAAUUUUUGUAUUUUCUCUUCGUUAUUUCUCGUGAGUUGACAGAGGCACUGAGGUCAAGGUGCUCCAGAACGCAACGCGGUAACCAAGCCUGCCCUUAAAAACGGAAGGUUGGUGGUGGAAUUGAGCGUGCCCAUAAAGAGGUUGCUAAUUCUGGCACUCCUUCAAAGAGAAGCGCUUUGUUGUCCUCGUUUUAUAACGAAUUACUCCGCAUAUAUGUGCAUAUAUAUUUUAUUUCAGCGGAAGAUAUGAUUUGUGAUGGUACAUUAUAUGGUAUCCGUCCUCUCGUUGCCUGCCUACCUGCCUGGUUCCGUUUUGCUCAGUGCUUGAGGCGGUACAGGGACACCAAACACGCCUUUCCACAUCUUGUUAACGCUGGCAAGUACUCCACAUCAUUCUUCGUGGUGGCGUUUUCUACGCUUGGUAAGGGCGUUUUUCUUCUUGUUGUGAUGGGUAUAAAAUGUAUUCUUUUUCGCUGACUUGCGGCUGCAAGCAGGGGCUUGGAGUAUAAAGAGCACAGCUAGCGGAAAUUCAAUCAGAACUUAAAAUAUUGGCAGCUGUUACCGCUUAGUGGGUUAAGAGGCAUCUGCGGGGAACGCUAUCACCUGAUGCAAAUCAACAAGAAAUAUGGGGUAUGAAAAAGUCUUCUUACCCUGUGAUUGAUUCCUGCAACAUGAAACGACCAGGAUUAUUGCUUCUCCUUCGGGAUUGAAUGCUAAUCCAUCAAUCGUCGUCCACAGUGACUAUCUCGUCUGGUUUUCUUGGCGGUUCACAUUUUUACCUCGUGUGGAGAGUCAGUGGGAGUUUAGUGUGUGGCCAGGAACACAACACAAUGAACCAGGCCUGAUGUCGAGCCCGGAUUAUUUGAUCCGGGUCAAGUCUGUGGAAAGUAAACACUGAACCACCGUGUCUCGGAAUAAUGAAGGAGGGUAUAGUUACUUUCGUUGAUCACGGAGAUAAAUCGUCUAUUAAAGCAAAGAAUGUGCAUCUAAAGCAAAAUAACGUGAAUUUCGUGAGAGAGGUUUUUAGGUUGUGUAUGAUAGUAGAUAUUUUCUUUUCACAGCCAAAUCAGACUCUGUUCGGUCUGAUCAUUUUUUCAUGCUCUGGAUCAUUGCUGCUAUUAUCAGCACGUGUUACACCCUGACCUGGGACAUCAAGAUGGACUGGGGCCUACUAGAUAAAAAGUCCGGCGAAAAUAUAUUUCUUAGAGAGGAAACGGUUUAUAGAUCCAAGGUGAGUUGGAGAUUUCUCAAUUGGGUGUAUGGAUGCAGGAUAGAACAUCAGCAACGAUGGCUCCUUAUCACGGACUGUAACCAUUCACUUCAAAGAUCUUGAUUAAAAUUCUUCCUUUCUUUUCUGUUAAAACACCAUUUACUCGAUGUAUUUGUGAUUCUCAUCACCUGUUUUUUUCUGAUAGCGUGGUGAUAUUGUUAGGAAAAAUUACGUAUUGGUCAAUCAUAGAGUGAAAGGGUGGAAAGAAACAUGCUAUAGACUUAGUAGGGAUCGAUGAUAAACCGAAACGAAUCUACUAAGACUGUUGUGAUCCAUGUCAUUCAAGUUGUAACUACUUGAUUCCAAGGUCUAUAUAAUUUUUGCCGCUUUCUGAACAAGAAAUGAAAGGAAGCAUUGACACAGAAGAAACUUACAUUGUACUUAGUCAUCGGCUGAAGCCUCAUGGCAAGCUUAAUAUCUACUGUUUCGUUUUUCCUUUUAGGUAUUUUACUACUUCGCUAUGGUGGAGGACUUGAUUUUCCGGUUGUUAUGGACGCUAACAGUCUCUGUAGGAGAACUAGAAAUAUUUCAUUCUGAGAUUCUGAAGCUUAUUUUAUCAGUGUGCGAAGUAUUUAGGUAAGUCAAAUGGUAAUUUUGUGCAAAAUGAAACAAACAAAUAUCAAUCCUGAUUGAUUGACUUUUUUCCCAACAUCAAAGUUUGCCUGACUCUAUUUUCUCCUUCCACCUUCCCAUCAUGCACUGUACACUUCACUCAAUCGGCGUCCAAUACUUCUUUCCCUUUCCCCAAUGCUGCACUUUUACGUUAUCCCUUUAUAAUCCAUUUCCUACCUUUACUGCGUGUGACUUAGUGCGUUAAUGGCGCCGAUGUUUGACACACCACUAUCAUUUCCAUAUACCGGCUGUGGUGACUCAUUAUUGUUUUUUCUUUCGGUAAAUGAAGUGCGAACCACAGCAUUACAAAAAACAACCAGUGGGUAAAGUUUUUGCGUGAAAAUGUAACGUCAUGUGUUAUUGUAAGACGAAUUUCCAGUUGCUGAAAGGAAACCUUGAAAGUAAUACUAUGCGAAGAUAGACAUAACGGGGUUGAUGAACUGGAAAGGAACUAGGACCGUAAAGAUGACGAAUAUUAAUGUGUAUUUCUAAUUAAAAAUUAGAAAGAUGAAAGGAGUUUUUUCAAAAUUCACGAACAAUGAAGUGUCUGCUUCAAGGCAGUGUUUUUCUCAAAUUCCUAUGUUUCAGGCGUUUUAUUUGGAAUUUCUUCCGUCUCGAGAACGAGCACUUAAACAACUGCGGUCAGUUUCGUGCGGUGCGUGACAUUUCUGUUGUUCCCAUGGAAACUGAUGACCAGGCGUUCCUAGAACAAAUGAUGGACGACAUGGAUGGACUGGUUCCAACCAAAAGAACUGGUCAGCGGAGAAGGAAAUCUUCCGUGAUGACGAAGUCAAUUAAAAAAAUAUCCUCAAAGACUGAUGGGGUUGUUUUAAAAAGAGACACUGAAGUAAUUAUUGAGAAUGAAACAGUGACGAGCCUUUGAUCACUGUUGAGAGUAGAGAAGGACACUUUAUGUUAUCUCAAAGGAAGGGAUAUUUACAAAUUGAAAAUUAUUGAAAUUAUUUUCUUAGUGAUAUAUUUUUCGUUGCCUGGAGACAAGGCUAAUUCUAAUCAAUAGUGCUUUGUGGUGGUUUUUGGAAGAGAGUUAAAUCAAGCUAAUCAUAGCAAUACUACGAGUCAGGUCAAGCGCCUGGAAAGAUACAAGAAUAAACUAAAAAGAAAACAAGGGUAGUUAAGUACGAGGAAAAUUAACCCCUUCACUCCCAAGAUCUCAUAAGUAAUUCUCCCUAAUAUCUGUCAUGCAAUUUUUAUGAUGUAAGUAUGGAAAAUUUGGUAUUGGAGCAAUAAUCUCCAGAUCAAUUUUUUCAUUCUUAUCACCUUUCUGCUUGACAUUGUGUCGAUAAUGUAAAGAGAGAUUGUCUUGGUCGCUCGUGGGAGUUCAAGGGUUAACGAUCGUUACACAUGAUGAACAAGAAUUAUUUAAGCCAAAUUUUUCAUGGUGGAUAAACCGUGAAGCAGCUUCCAUUACUACAUGUCUUAUGAAUGUUCCCAAUUCUGUCGAGUCCAAUAAGCAACAUGUAUGGAUUUCUAAUUUAUUAUUAUCAAAUUAUCUUUUUCUACGCCAUUAAUUAUAAAUGCAUGGAGCAGGGUCAUUAAAUUAUGCAUAAAGAUAAAGGAAUAAUCGUGAAAAACUUACUCACCAAGGGAGACUAGUAAAAAGUUGGCUGUAUGAGAGAUUUAUUUUAAUCGUGGUGAUAAAAUCCAUUAUUUGUCGUACGUUAUACUGAAAAAUUUCACAAUCGCUUUUAAUACAAAUGUUAUGUACAUCAUUGCCGUCCAGCAAUGAAUCAAGUUAUUAUUACAUUCUUAAAUGAGAUUUAAGAACAAAUUCGACACAUCAAAAAGGGCUGGAGAUUGAGAGCGGUUUAUUUUUAAUCGGAGAAAAUUAAAAAGCAAAAAAAUUAAUUCAGG
Pocillopora meandrina is the source of this 12197-nucleotide messenger RNA. NCBI's taxonomy places the organism in Eukaryota, Metazoa, Cnidaria, Anthozoa, Scleractinia, Pocilloporidae. The record is from the annotation of a GenBank genome assembly.